Symbiodinium natans is the source of this 1617-nucleotide messenger RNA. Lineage: Eukaryota; Dinophyceae; Suessiales; Symbiodiniaceae. The record is from the annotation of a GenBank genome assembly.
AUGCCUGAGCAGAAGAUCCCUUUGGAGCUGACUCGGGACCUGCUGUCGACUCUGAUCACCGAGGGCACGGUUUCUGCUGAGACGGGUUCGGUCCUGGUGUUUUUGCCCACCUGGAGUAUCAUGACCGUCUUGAGCAAACUCAUGGAGGCGGAUGCGGUCCUCAGCAAGUCCUGCAAGGUGAUCAUGCUCCACUCGCAGGUGCCCAAGGAAGCGCAGAUGGAAGCCUUCAGUCCAGCGCCGGCCGGGCUUGCCAAGGUGAUUCUGGCCACCAAUAUUGCGGAGUCCUCCAUCACAAUUGAUGAUGUGACUUGCGUCAUAGACUCUUGCAAGGUCAAGAUAACCUUUUUCUCCGAGACCACAAAGCUCUCGUACUCGGACGUAGUGUUCACUGGCCGCCACAACCUGGAGCAGCGGAAGGGUCGUGCGGGCCGAACUCGACCCGGGCUUUGCUUCAGACUUUGCACUGAGCAGCGCUGCGAGGCUUUGCAGGAUGAAGUUCCGCCUGAGCUGACGAGGAUGCCCUUGGUGGGGGCUGCGCUCCUGGUGAAAUCACUGGAAUUGGGUGACAUCAUGACCGUGCUCUUCCAAUGCCCAGAUCCACCAUCCGAAAGCGCCGUGACCCAUGCCAUAUCAGAGCUGACGCUGGUGAGGGCACUGGAUGACGAGCAGAACCUCACAAGCCUUGGUCGAAUCUUGGCACGCCUCCCUUUGGAUCCUCAUGUGAGCCUGGCUUUGCUGAUGGGACAUUGGUUUUUUGGACUGGGCGAUGCAAUGGCCACUCUCUGUGCUGCCAUGUCCUUUGACGAGCCUUUCCGUUUUGAGAGAUCCGCGGGCUAUCUGCCAUGGUCAAUCUCACAGAAGUAUCAGGGUUCGCACAAGCAUUCGGACCAGUUUCUGCUGGGUCUGGUGCAUCAGGAGUAUGCCCGCCUCGUGGAGACCGUUGGCCUGAACUCCGCGAACAGCUUUAUCACAUCCGAGGGCCUUCACCCUGCCAUCAUGAGACAGGUUUACGAUGCUUCCGAGCAGCUGCGCAGCUUGCUGCAAACCGAUGCUCUGGGAGCCUUGGGCUUGGGAGGCCCCGAGCCCCUUGAUGAGGAUGCACUCGGACCAUCCUCCAGGAAGCGAAGUCACACAGCCAUCCGUGACUGGGGGCCGCAGGAGUGGCAAUGGGGCGCCGUGCUCUUGGGCCUCGCAACUGCCUUGCCACAUGUGGCGGUGCACCAAGAGAAGCGGCAUCUUUGGGUGGAUGAGGAGGCUCGCGGUGCCAUCCACAGAAGCUCCUUGAACUGUUGCAAAAACUCGUUUGUUUUUCCUUCGCCGCUGUUCGCGUUCCUCGAUCGAAUGCAAGAGGAAGGGUGGAGACCUGCACGAUGCAGGCAACUUACAAACAUGCCGCCGCUACUGGCCUUGCUCAAGCCUUUUGCGAAUUCCACGAUCCGAAUGGAUGCCGAGGAAGGAAAUUGCGUCAUCAUCGCAGAUUGGAUCCCGAUCGGGCCGGUGCUUCCAGACACUGCUCACUUGCUCCUGCUGUUGCGAAGUAGAAUCGAGGACAUGGACAUUGCAAGCUUUCUGUAUGUGCAACUUACACUGGCAUAUUUCAUGUUUUUCAGCUUCUGA